AUGGGAGUGAUGGACUGGUUGCCUUGGGUUAACAGUGUCAAGCAAACUAGGUCGAAUGAGACUUUGGAAUUUAUUGAUAAGGACGUUGGGGGUGUGAGGAGUAUGGUAGAGUUGAUUGACAAGCAUGCCAAGGAAUUUUCAGAUGGGGCUACAAGUGUGUUCCAUCCUUUGCUUUUUAAUGGGCAUUUGCAGUCGGCGUACAAUGUUCUACGGGUAUUUGAAGAUAUGGAUGUGGUGUAUUAUGACCGGUUGAUGCUGGAUUAUCCUGACGGGGGUGUUGGUGCUCUGGACUUUGUUAGAAAGGACAGCUGCGUGGGCGAAGGAGGUGUGAAGCAGGAGGGUUAUGUUCCUGAGCAUCAGCUAAAGCCGUUGUUAAGUGAUAAGUAUAGGUACCUGUCGCCUGCGGAAAUCAAGGAACUUGGGUCUGAAGAUGGUAAGCCGAUGUUGCUUAUGAUUCAUGGGCUGACUGGGGGUUCUAACGAGGGCUAUGUUCGUUCUAUGGUGAAGUGUAUCACGGAGCGGUAUGGGUUCGAAGCGUGUGUUUUGAACAGUCGGGGCUGUGCCCAGUCUACCAUUACCACUCCUACGUUGUACUGUGGUAGCUGGACGGAUGACAUUCGUCAAUGUGUCAAGAAGUUGAGGAGUUGGUAUCCCAAUCGGAAGUUCUAUCUCGUGGGUGUCUCUUUAGGAGCGUCAAUGACUGCGAAUUACUUGGGCCAGGAGGGUAGCAACGCUGAUAUUGCAUGUGCUGCUGUACUAGGUAAUCCAUGGGAUAUGUGUAAUGGCUCCUAUGCAUUAAAGAGAGGGAUACUUAAAAAGCAUGUGUAUUCACGGGUAUUGGCAAAGAACUGCGUGCAGAUGGUUAAAAACAAUCUGGAGCAGCUCAGGGCCGACUCAUAUUUCGAAGACAGCUGUGAUAAUAUGUUGGAUAAGAUCACUUCUCUUGAACAAUUUGAUAACCAUUUCACUGCCAAGAUGUUUGGGUUCAACACUUCGUAUGAGUACUACCGUUAUUCCAGCAGUGUCAAUCGAUUACUACAGAUUAGGACUCCUUUGAUCGCAAUAAAUGCAUUGGAUGAUCCCAUUGUAUCAUCUGAAUCACUACCUCGAGGGGAAGUUUCCCUAAACCCAUACGUCUUGAUGCUUGAAACCUCGAGGGGUGGACAUAUAGGCUGGUUUGACGCCAAAGGUGGGCGUUGGUAUGUUGACCCGCUGUGCAGGCUCUUCAAAGCCUUUCAUGUUGAAAUUGCAGCGAAGGACCUACUGUCAAAUGUUGACAAUUUAACCUUACCACAUUCCCACAAAUUCCAAGGUGAUAGAUUAGUGAAUCCUUUCGAGAGAAAUACCAGUGCUGAAUAA
Eremothecium cymbalariae DBVPG#7215 is the source of this 1359-nucleotide messenger RNA. RefSeq names its product putative carboxylic ester hydrolase (gene MGL2). Gene Ontology annotation, biological process: medium-chain fatty acid biosynthetic process; proteolysis; medium-chain fatty acid catabolic process. The transcript has a single exon. The record is from RefSeq and is a predicted model, not a curated record. Lineage: Eukaryota; Fungi; Ascomycota; Saccharomycetes; Saccharomycetales; Saccharomycetaceae. Gene Ontology annotation, molecular function: acetylesterase activity; monoacylglycerol lipase activity; cysteine-type endopeptidase activity. The coding region runs from base 1 to 1359 and encodes 452 amino acids.